AUGGCCGGCGACCACGAUACGUACCACCCCAAGGACGCCAUCAAGGCAGGCAUCUCGUCCUCCGUCGCCCUUGGUGGUGCCGGUUUCUUCAUUGCCGCUGUCCACAAUGCCCUCCAGAAGCAGAAUGUUGGCGCCAUGUCCGUCUUCACUCGUAGCGGCGGCAUUAUCGCCGUAAUGGCGAUCGGUGGCGGCGCAUACGGCUUCACAAAGUCGGCAAUGGCCAACCUGAGAGAAAAGGAUGAUCCGUGGAACACCGCGACUGCCGGCUUCGUCGCCGGUUCAAUCCUCGGAAUGACAACCAGAAGAAUGCCCGUCGUGCUUGGCCUGGGUGCUGCCUUCGGCGCAUGGCAAGGAGUUUUCGAGGUCACCGGCGGACGCCUUAGAGGGUGGGACACGGCCGAGGUAGAGGAAGCCGAGUUCGAUGGCAAGAUCGCUCAGCGCGCUGCCAAGAGACGCCCGAUCGAGGAGACGAUUGCAGAGCUUGGCGAGGGCCGUGGUAUUAGGCCGCCGGGCUACGAGGAGCGGAGACGCGAGCGGCUCAAGGAGAAGUACGGAGUUGAGAUCAACCCCGUCAAGGCGACUGUCGAGUAA
Messenger RNA from Colletotrichum orchidophilum, 591 nucleotides. Its product is annotated as Tim17/Tim22/Tim23 family protein. The coding region runs from base 1 to 591 and encodes 196 amino acids. The record is from RefSeq and is a predicted model, not a curated record. Gene Ontology annotation, biological process: mitochondrial respiratory chain complex I assembly. NCBI's taxonomy places the organism in Eukaryota, Fungi, Ascomycota, Sordariomycetes, Glomerellales, Glomerellaceae. The transcript is spliced from 4 exons.